This is a messenger RNA of Camelina sativa (false flax), 2462 nucleotides long. Its product is annotated as subtilisin-like protease SBT3.9. Lineage: Eukaryota; Viridiplantae; Streptophyta; Magnoliopsida; Brassicales; Brassicaceae. The record is from RefSeq and is a predicted model, not a curated record. Gene Ontology annotation, biological process: proteolysis. Gene Ontology annotation, molecular function: serine-type endopeptidase activity.
AUGGGCCAGCUAAAUAUUAUCAUCACGAUGGUUCUAACUGUAGUUCUGAAUCUGCAAAUCAGUUUUGUCCUUGCUCAUGAGACCAAGGUUUAUGUGGUUUAUCUGGGAAAGAAGACACAUGAUCAUCCGGAGUCUGUCACUGAAUCCCACCAUCAGUUGUUGAGGCCACUUCUUGGAAGCAAAAAAGAAGUCCAUGAUUCAGUAGUGUAUAGUUAUCGACAUGGCUUCUCAGGUUUUGCUGCCAAGCUUACAGAGUCCCAAGCCCAGCAAAUUUCACAACUGCCUGAAGUAGUACAUGUCAUACCAAAUACACUAUACGAACUGACAACAACCAGAACUUGGGAUUACUUGGGCUUGUCUCCGGGCACUUCAAAGAGUCUUCUACAUAAGGCCAACAUGGGAAGCCAAGUAAUCGUUGGAGUCAUUGACACAGGAGUGUGGCCAGAGUCUGAAAUGUUUAAUGACAAAGGCUAUGGACCCAUUCCUAGCCGUUGGAAAGGUGGUUGUGUAUCUGGAGAACUCUUCAACGCCUCGAUUCAUUGCAAUAAAAAGCUGAUAGGAGCAAAAUACUUUGUUGAUGGCCUUGUUGCCGAAAUUGGAGUCUUGAACACAACAGAGAACCCAGAGUACCUUUCCCCGAGAGACUUUAACGGUCAUGGCACGCAUGUUGCCUCAACCGUUGGUGGUUCUUUUCUUCCUAAUGUAAGCUACUUAGGCCUCGGAAGAGGAACUGCAAGAGGUGGUGCUCCGGGUGUUUAUUUAGCUAUUUAUAAGGCGUGCUGGUCUCAAAUAGGAUGUUCAGGUGCUGAUCUCUUAAAAGCAAUCGACCAAGCUAUUCAUGAUGGUGUUGAUGUUUUGUCACUCUCUUUGGGAUCCCCGAAUAUUCCUUUAAAUCUAGAAACUGAUGUGAACCUUUUUGCUAUGGGAUUAUUCCACGCGGUAGCAAAGGGCAUUCAUGUCGUAGCUUCAGCUGGUAAUAAUGGCCCUGCGGCUCAGACCAUUGCCAAUGUAUCUCCUUGGAUCUUGACGGUGGCUGCAACUACUCUAGACCGUUCCUUUCCCACAGCCAUCACACUUGGAAACAAUAUAACAACACUGGGUCAAGCAAUCUUUGCUGGUCCAGAACUCGGUUUUGUUGAUCUUACUGACCCAGAGAGACCACUUUCCGGUGACUGCGCCGAGCUCCGGGCUAAUCCCAAUAAAACAAUGCAAGGAAAAGUUGUGUUAUGUUUCACAGCAGAUUUAAAUCCCACCUCUAUGGCUGUAGUAAAUGCUGUAACCGCAGUAAGUAAUGCAGGUGGUCUCGGGGUAAUUAUUGCAAGAAAUCCAACCUACUCGCUUAUUCCAACUCCUAACUUUCCAUGUGUUAUGGUAGACUUUGAGCUCGGAACUGACAUUCUUUUCUACAUACGCUCCACUAGAUCUCCCAUUGUAAAGAUACAUGCUUCAAGAACACUUGUUUCACACCACGUGGCGACAAAGGUAGCAACUUUCUCAUCAAGAGGACCCAAUUCAAUAUCUCCAGCCAUUCUUAAGCCAGAUAUAGCAGCACCUGGCGUGAACAUAGUAGCAGCAAACAGAACUGGAGUUGUUAUGAGGUCAGGAACAUCAAUGGCUACUCCUGUUGUUACAGGUGUUGUAGUGCUACUCAAAUCAUUAUACCCUCAUUGGUCUCCUGCUGCUGUCAGAUCAGCUAUUGUCACCACAGCAUGGAAAACUGAUCCAUCCGGGGAGCCCAUUUUCGCAGACGGGUCAAGCCGCAAGCUAGCAGACCCGUUUGAUUACGGAGGAGGCCUUGUGAAUCCAGAAAAAGCUGCAAGACCAGGUCUCAUAUACGACAUGACCAUUGCUGACUAUGUCUCGUACUUAUGCUCUACUUAUUACAAUAACGUCUCCAUUUCCCAAGUCCUCGAAAAGAAAACAGUAUGUCCUAACCCAAAGCCUUCUGUUCUUGAUCUAAACUUGCCAUCCAUCACAAUACCGAACCUCAAAGACGAGGUCACUCUCACUAGAACCGUCACUAAUGUUGGACCACUCAACUCGAUAUACAAAGUUAUGAUCGAUCCUCCAAUCGGCGUUAGUAUGACCGUGACACCUGAUACGCUAGAGUUUAGCUCUACGACCAAAAUAGUUUCUUUUAAAGUGAGAGUUUCGACUAGGCACAAAGUAAAUACUGGCUAUUACUUUGGAAGCUUGACAUGGACUGACAGUGUGCACAAUGUGGUCAUCCCGGUAUCUGUGAGAACCCAGAUCUUCCAGCGAUACUACGAUGAGAACUGAUGUAAGCGAAAUGCAUAUUUGUGAGAAAACAAGUACUAUACUUUAUUGUUGUGUUGAUGUGUAUGUAAGGCAUAAUGCUGAUGAAUAAAUAAUACUAUUCUGUGUAAACGGUUGUUAAUUCAUCCGUAAAUAACAUUGUCAUAAGCACUCUGAAUAUUAAUCGGUCUGAUUAUUUUGCAAUA